This is a messenger RNA of Amoebophrya sp. A120, 665 nucleotides long. The record is from the annotation of a GenBank genome assembly. NCBI's taxonomy places the organism in Eukaryota, Dinophyceae, Syndiniales, Amoebophryaceae.
AUGCGUUCCAGCAGCUGCAUAUCCUGAGUAAAAACAUCCCCACACCAGAGUCAAGAUGGGGAUUUUGCAACACAAACCUAGAACUUCUGGGGGUCACGCAUCACAAGUUGCAGUCCGUAGUGUAGUGCAGGUUCGCAAGGCCAGCUGCAUCAGAAAUCCAUCUGCUCAUCCUGUUUACAGCAUUACAAAUUCGAAAACACGACUAAAAAUGCUUCUCCUGGCGAUGCGCAUUACAAAUGUUCCUGUCAUUGCAAAUCUGCAUGACAACUCUGGUGUGGGGACGUUUUUACUCAGGAUACUGCAAUUACGGCAGGCAAAGGCGCUCGCGAAUCUGCAAACCAAGCACCGCUGCGAGCUGGCGCAGUUGGAAGCAAAAUGCAGGAACACGGCGAGGAAGCAACAUGCAGGAAUAUUACAGGACGGAAGCGAAAUCUUCGAAACAGAUGUUGCUCAGCGACUGCAGGGCAAAACUUUGCUGCAGACAACCAGCAGGGAAAACAGUCCGCGGGGAGGACGAGCCGUCCCAUCUUCACAUAGAAGUCCUCGCUGCAAAAGUCCUACUUUCCUCGCUUCGGGCAAGUUGUUCGAGGUGGAUAGGGCUGCUUAUAGCGAAACGUCAUUUUUCAAUACCAGUAUUAGUGAAGAGUUUGCUUCCAAAGAACUAA